Drosophila obscura is the source of this 1594-nucleotide messenger RNA. RefSeq lists its product as uncharacterized. The record is from RefSeq and is a predicted model, not a curated record. The transcript is spliced from 2 exons. Bases 69 to 704 code for a protein of 211 amino acids. NCBI's taxonomy places the organism in Eukaryota, Metazoa, Arthropoda, Insecta, Diptera, Drosophilidae.
UAGUGCCCUCGAUGGUUUGACACCUCUACAAAAGAAAAUAAGAGGAAAUUCCCGCAGAUUUUCACGGCAUGAGACCGCCGCAACCCAGCAGUAUCAUCAGCAAUCACAUUUUUCUGACCCACAACAACGACUACGGUCGCAGCAUAGAGAAGCUAUGCGAACGUGUCACGCUCCGUGACAAGCGAGUGCUGUUCAUCUCGAGCCGCAUUGACGAUCUGUCGAAUGUGGCCGGUGAAUGGAAUGGCCGCGAGGCCAUCGUCAAGGGUCGUAUUACGCCGUUCAGGCUGACUGACAUCGAGAGUACGCCGCAAAAACUGCUGGACAUACAUGAUGAAUACCAGCCAUCUCACGGCCUGCCCGAUCUCAUUGUGUUUGACUUGCAUUCCGUAAUUGCGGAGCUGCUGCAGCGACCCCUGCUGCAGCAGUGCUCCACCGACAAGCUGGUGCGCCACAUUGCCAAAUGUUCGGCGUCCUUUGCCAAUUAUCGUGAGCUGCUCUGCAGUGAGUGGCUCGGCGGCAAGUCGGUGGAUGAUAGUGGGCACAGUGGAGUGGACACUGUAGUGGUCAUGUCGCAGGAAUCGUAUCCCAUGACGCCGGCACAGUUUAAGCUGCUGAUGGGCCUCUAUUACUGUGGCAACGAAUGCUACACAAGCUUCUCCAAGCUCUCCACCCAGAUCUCGCUGUCGCAGGGACUAAACGUCUAACCGGAUAGAAUGUGCGCCGGAACGUGCCUUGGACGUGUCACCGUGUCGUCGUCCCCUUAACAACUAGUUCCUUCAACAAACACAUACUCGUACUCGUACUCGUGCAUAUCCCCCCGCUAUCCACAGCGACAGUUCUUGGAAGCAGCUGUUAGCAGAUAGAUUAUCCAUAUAUAUAUAUACAUUAUAAAUAGGUACUCGUAGACAUUUACCCCUCGAGCAAACAAACAAAACCUACAUGGCAUCCAUGCAAACUGUUUAUACACAAAACGAAAACCACAUGAAUCGAAUCAUCGAUUGGAGGAGGCCCAAGACUUGAAGACUUAAAUCUAAAAAAUUAAACAUUACCAAACGAAACACACACACACACACACACAAAAAACAAGUAUAAUGUAAUUGUAAUAUACAUACAAGCAUAUAUUUAACAACAUUAUACAUACAUGCAUAUAUACACAUGAAUUCCAAUGAAAAUUUACAAUGCUUUGCAGUCUUUGAAUCUGGUGGGCCUUUCGUGGGCCUUUCGGCUGGAUGAGCACACACCUCUUGCUGCAAUUUGCGGAUUGAUCGGAGCACUGCAAGCUGUCGAAGAUAAAGUAAACAAAGCACAGAGGCGUCAAACAGUCUCCAAACUCCAAGGCUUUCGUCUCUGGAAGCUGAUAGCUGGGAGUGGGGUGGCAGCCGUCGCGUUCGCCUCUCUUAGGGACGAGCUGUAUGCACAUUUCUUUGACCCACCAGACAAGAGGCUUGUGCGGGCGAGGAUCUGCAGCAGUGCUAACCCCAGAGCAGCCAACCCCACAGAUAUCCAAACUAUAUGACAUAAUGAUAUAUUACGAAUAUUACGAAUUUAUUUCCUAAUCGCGAUUAAAACUACAAAAAAAAAUGUGUGUAUAAAU